UGGAUUCGGGUUACUGAAGUAAUUUAUAUUUGCGUGUAGUAUUUUUUGUUUGAAAGUUGGAAACUUAUAUAACUUGGUUUUCUGAAAUGUAUCCGACUUUUGUUACAUUUUGAUAUUUUACCUCAUUGUGUAUUGGGUCUUUUUGAUUCAGAAACCAGAUUGCUGGAAAUUAUAUACACCUUUUUGAAGUAUAUAUCUAAAUUAAUGAUAUACUUCUUAUAUAGUCUGGGAUUCAAAAAUGAUUUGUUAUUUGAUGUUUUGCAUUGAAUCAUAUGCAGUAUAAUUAUACAGGAGUUCUAAAAUUAGCAGUUUUGGACGCAAAUCACAGAGUUGUAUGGAAAGAAAAGGAUGUUAUAUACAUGUAUGUAGAAAUUGAGCAGUUUUAGAGGCUGCAACUUUUGGCAUCGUAUCUCAUAUUAAAUCCUUCAAGAGAAUUUGGAUUGAGUAGGAGACACACGAAAAACAGAUAAUCCAUAUACAACUAGUGUCUAAAGAAAGAAGUAUCGUAGCGGGAAUUUAAAGACACAGCUUGGUCAAUAAGUCGAUAUCGGGGAAUAGAGAGUGCAUGCGGAUAAUUGACGUCUUUCGGUUAUUGUCUGGAAGACAUACAGAGCUGGACAUUAUUGUGGAUGUUAACAUUCUACGUCAACAAAUUUUCGCUAUUCAUAAUAAUUAUUAUAUGUUUGAUAGAAAGUGACGUGUAUAUAAACGUAUAAAAAUCAGUGUACUUGGAGUAUUGGCAAAUUUUACAUGAAAGAAAAAUGUUGAAUUUAUUUUUAUCUACGAUGUUCCUGAACACAUUGACGCCAAAGUUCUAUGUGGCACUAACUGGCACAUCGUCACUGAUAUCCGGUCUUAUACUGAUAUUUGAGUGGUGGUACUUUAAGAAAUAUGGGACAUCUUUUAUCGAACAAGUGUCGUUAAAUCAUAUAUCUCCACUUCUGGGUGGGGAACCUGCAAAUGGCACAGAAAAUGGUAUUGGAACGACAACCAACGGAACUGCUAAUGGCAACAGUAACGGAAACAAUAACACUCAAGGACAGCAAAGUAUGCCAGAAUGUAAAGUGUGGCGAAAUCCGUUGAAUUUAUUCAGAGGAGCUGAAUAUUUACGUUUUACAUGGAAGGCAAAUAAAGACCCAUUGACGUAUUAUGACAUGAACCUUUCGGCACAAGAUCAUCAGACGUUCUUUACAUGUGAUGCUGAUGCCGGAAAACCGGAAUAUGAAAUAAUGCAGACAGCCUGGAGAGAAAGAAAGCCCCAAGCAAGAAUAAAGGCUGCAAAUGAUGCCCUAGAGAAAAACCCAGAAUGUUCAACAGCCUUGAUAUUACUAGCCGAAGAGGAUGCUUCCACUAUUGUUGAUGCCGAGAAAUUAUUUAAACAAGCCUACAAAUAUGCUGAGGUUCAGUAUAAAAAGUCGCAACAAACACAACAUCAAGGUUCAACACAGGAAGCUAUUCACAGACGAGAUACAAAUGUUAUGGUGUAUGUUAAACGAAGGCUUGCCAUGUGUGCUAGAAAGUUGGGUCGAGUACGGGAGGCUGUUAAACUCAUGAGAGAGAUAAUGAAGGAGUUUCCCAUGCUCAGUAUGUUUAAUAUUCAUGAAAACCUUAUAGAGGCCUUAUUAGAACUACAAGCUUAUGCCGACGUUCAAGUUGUACUGGCUAAAUAUGAUGAUAUCAGCUUACCAAAGUCAGCAACAAUAUGUUACACAGCCGCACUACUCAAAGCCAGGGCUGUAGCAGACAAAUUUUCGCCUGAUAUAGCCAGUAAAAGAGGUUUAAGUACAGCAGAAAUGUCGGCAGUAGAAGCAAUACACAGAGCUGUAGAGUUCAACCCUCAUGUACCUAAGUACCUUUUGGAAAUGAAGAGUCUCGUAUUACCACCAGAACAUAUCUUAAAGCGGGGAGACAGUGAGGCCCUGGCAUAUGCAUUUUUUCACUUACAGCACUGGAAGCGGGUAGAGGGCGCUCUCAAUCUUCUACACUGCACAUGGGAAGGAACAUUUAGAAUGAUACCAUACCCAUUGGAGAAAGGUCACCUGUUCUACCCAUACCCCACAUGUACAGAAAGUGCUGACAGAGAACUUCUUCCGGUUUUCCAUGAGGUAUCAGUGUACCCCAAGAAGGAACUGCCUUUCUUUAUCCUCUUUACAGCUGGAUUGUGCUCAUUCACAGCCCUUCUUGCUCUACUCACACAUCAGUAUCCAGAACCCAUGGGUAUUAUUGCUAAAACCGCUGUAACCUGGAUCUACAUGCCAGUCAGCUACGUGUUGGAGAAACUAGAAGCAAUAUUACCAUCAAACCUGUUCCAACAACUGUCUCGUAUUUAAACCUCCCGAUUUCACGCUUGAUGUGAGAAAUAAAGUUUAGGCUACUGUUGUACACAUUAUAAGCUAAACUGUACUAUCACAAAACUGUAGAUCAUGUUUUAUUUGUUACAGUAAAUAUUUCUUUUUCAGUAGUGAGGUUGUGAUUUCAUAUAUGUGUGGAUACUUGUACCCUUCAUUCUUUAAAGGUUCUGACCUCCAGAUCGUACAACAACAACAAAAAAAUGUUUUACUAUCAGGAAAUUAUUGCUAUAUUUCUUAAGAAUGCUUCAGAAUUAAGUUACUGACAGAUUAUAUGAUAUGUAAACACAGAAGAAUUACUUGUUUUUACUAUUAAUACUACUUUCUAAUUAGUUUGUAACGGAGUACCGGAGGUAAACUGCCCUAAUUAUAAAUCUUUAUAUUUAAUGGCCAUUAAGUAUGUAUUCCUCAGUUGUGUAUUGUUAAAGAGCACAGGAAAGCUUUGAUUUGGCAUUUCUAAGAUAGCUUAGAAAUAAAAACUUGUGUUCAAAUGUUCAUAAUAUGACCAGACCAGUUUUAAAGAAAGAUCAUUUUUAGCUAAAAUCCGGAGGUUAGUGCCUUUUAUUCAGUAUGCAUCUAAAGUGUUAAAAAUUUGGAACAUUACACAAUAUUUAUACUGUGUAGUAAUAUGCAAGGUUAAUUACUUGUAUAAACCAGAUCUGAAGUUUCAAAGGUACUGAUUUAUAUAAAGGGGGCAACAACAGUGAAAUCAUUUAUAUUCAUGGGGGACUAAUUUUCAUGGAUUCCCUGGUUGGGUUAAUCUGUAAUAUUAAAUCCAAAUGAAUAAGUAAAAUUCCCAUUCAUUUUUUUCUUCAGAAGUUGAAAUCUGCAAAGUCUUAUAUCAAUAAGAAAUAGCAAGGUUUUUUUUUUUUUUUAAUGAAACUGCAAAAUUUGGUGCCCAUGGAAUUAUAUUAUUUCACAGUUCAUUAAAUUAAGGACAAUAUUUAACAUACACUUACUAUGUGUAAAAAUUCACUACACUUAUGCAUACACAUAGACAUAUUGAGAUCAGAACCUCUCUGUUACUUAUUUUUUUAUUUUGAUAGAUGUUACAAGUAAUACUUUUCUCAAAAAUAUUAUUCAGUCUUAAUACAUGGUUUAGUUUAUUGUUUUGGCAAGUAUUGGUACAGUAAUUUCCUUGGCAAAACCAUGACAUUUAAAAUCCUAUAAAAAAAAGGUCAUCAGCUAUAUAAACUUGUCUUCAAGGAAAGCCAGGUUUCAAAUAAAACAUUAACUACAGUAUUUUAUAGUGUGCUUUGAUAAGAGUGAUCUGAAAAUUUUGUUUCAUCUAUACACUGUAUAGAAGACAUUGUAUAGAAUACUGUGUAUUUAUCACACAAAAACUAACUUGGAAUGACUUUUUAUAGUGAACAAUAACUCUUUGCUUGAUAGGACGUUUUUUAAAGAACACAGAUUCGAAUGACUUAGUUUUGGUUAACAUGCACCAAGGUUGUGUAUUAUCACAUGAUUUAACACUUAUGCCUUUGACUAGGAGUCAGGAUGUUGCAUACAGAAACUGGUCUGAUUUGUUGGUGAAGUUUAUAUUGAGGUGAUGGAGGUAUUACAAAAUGCAACUGAAGUUCCCAGUGUACUAAUGGUAACUUCCAAAUAAAAAGUGAAAAUGAAGUUUCUAAUGUGACACUAGUCAGCUGUUUUUUACUUUCUGAUACAGUAGAUCGUCACUACUCUUUCCCAGAAUGCAACUCUUUCAGUCCAUAAUACAACAUUGGUCUUUCCCAUUAUGCAGCUAUUGUAUUCCGUAGGAUGUCAUAGGUCUUUCCCAUAAGGAAAGUAUUGUCCAAAAUGCAUCAUUGAUUUUUCCCAUAAUGCAGUAGUUUCUGAUGUAGUGCAUAAUGCCACAUUAGUCUUUCCCAUAAUGCAUCUACUGCAAUUUAAUACAGUUGUAGGAGUCUACAAUGAAACAUAAAUCUUUUCCAUGAUUUUUCUAGUGUAUUAUAUGUGUUAGAUAUGGCGAAGUUCUUCUUUGAGUUUGGAAGAUGUCUGUUUCAGCUUUCACUUAGCUCAGCCAAGAAAUUUUGAGUUCCAUCUCAUGGUGCAGCUUAUGUUCAUUUUUCGUCCACUUCGGAGUCCUGUGGAGAAGUAAGUUACUUGCAGUUAGUAUUGGUACAAAAUCAAUGAACGCUGGCUAGAUUAUGACCAUCAUUGCGUAGUUAAAUAUUUUGAAAACCCGUCAAAUUAUUUCAGCAUUGGCCACAUCUUACAUAAACUGCUUAUUAGUUUCAUUGAAGAUCUCUUCUAUUGCAGAGAGCAAACUAGUCACUCAAAUUUAAGCAUCGUGUAUUUUCAUGAGUCUGUCCAUAACAUUUAACAUUUUCAUCAUGGCAAAGGUAGUAGAGGACAGAUUAUUUAAAAUUUAUUCAACCUUUCAUAAUAUUUACACUCAUUCUACCAUUCACUAUAGUCACUAUAAAAAGGGUAAGGGAAUUUGAAGUAAAAAUGACAUGAAACUUUUUUCUUUUAAGUUAUAGCAAUAAAUGAAUAUUCUGCGUACACAAGAUUUACUUUUCUUUUGGUGAUAAUUCUUUUAAUCAUAUUUGUUAUGCAGUUGUCAGCAAAAAUUACGUAUGAUUAUACCAUGGAAGACUGCUAUUUUUUUAUUUUUUUUUGAAAAGUUUGUGUAGAACAGUAUACAUGCAAGUUAUCGUUUACAAUUGUGACAUAUUUAAAAAAUGUAGAAUAGUCUGUUCCAUUUAAUAUUUAAAUCUUUAUUGGUAAGGAGCCUUUCUUUGUUAAAUUGUGAAAGAAUAGAUCUUUGAAAUCAGUAGAUCUGAUAAACAUAAGGCAAUGUUUUUUUAAGAAGAUAAUAUUGGAAAAGAGUCACAAUUUUUUUUUUUUUCUCAUAGGCCAUAAUGCAAAUAGACUUUAUAUUGAUCUUUUAUCUUGGUCUAAAUUAGGACAAAUCUGACUGUUUCAUUUAUGUACUUUAACGUCUCUUAGUGAGAGUCUACAAAGGGUACUUUUCAUUCAUAAAUACAGCCAUGACAUAUUUAAUACUUGUGGAAAUAUAUGUUUAUUUUUCCUGACGAAGCAGAAAAGACAUCUGAAUAUUACGUUUUAAGUUUGUUUUUAUCAUUCAGAAAUGAUUAUUUGUAUGAAACAUGAUGAACAAAGAAAGAAUUUGAGUCUGUUGCAAUGUAAACUGUGAAGAAGAAUUAUUUUAAGAAGAAAUGUUGAUUUUCAGCAGAAGUAGGUGCAGCAUUGAAUCAUUUAUUGUUCUCUGUAUGUAGAUGAUGUUAACACUGAGAUUCUGACUUUAGUUUGGGAGGUGGAAAUAAAAAAAGUACUGCCAUUG
This is a messenger RNA of Mercenaria mercenaria, 5661 nucleotides long. Its product is annotated as suppressor of tumorigenicity 7 protein homolog. The transcript has 14 exons. Gene Ontology annotation, molecular function: protein binding. Bases 762 to 2330 code for a protein of 522 amino acids. Lineage: Eukaryota; Metazoa; Mollusca; Bivalvia; Venerida; Veneridae. The record is from RefSeq and is a predicted model, not a curated record.